AUGUCUCGGCCGUGCUGCCAUGAUCUCAUCCUCAUCUUGGCCACCGUGAUCUUCUUUGCGCCACCACCGUUGGCGAGAGCAGCUGCUGCCAAGCUCGCCGACGUCGAUGAUCAUGGCGGGGACCUGCCGGCCGACGCCAUCUACCUCGUGCUGCUGCGCGGCGAGCCGCACCUGAAGGCACCGCGACGGCGGCAGCACGACAACGCGACGUGGUACCAUGAGCUCGAGCUGCGGGCACAGGAGAAGAAGAAGAUGAGGAGACAGCGGGCGCGUCUCCACGACGGCAUCCUCCGCCGCGCCAUGGCCGGCGCAGGCGGCAGCAAGUACCGCAAGCUCUACAGCUUCCACCACGCCGUGAACGGCUUCGCUGUCCAUGUGGCGGAGGGCUCGCGGGCGGCUGAGAGGCUGAGAGCGGCGCCGGAGGUGGCGGCCGUGGAGGAGGACAAGGGGACCAGGCUCAUGACCACCUACACGCCGCGCCUCCUCGGCCUCCCCGGCCGCGUGUGGCGGCAUAAACACGAUGGCGGCCGGGAGGAGACCAACGAAGGGGAGGGCAUGCUGGUCGGCGUCAUCGACACGGGGGCCAACCCCGAUCACCCCAGCUUCGCCUACGUGCCGUCCGGGGAGCCUCCUCGCACAGGUGUCUGCAGCUCCGGGCCGCGCUUCCCGCCGGGCUCGUGCAACGGCAAGAUCGUCACGGCGAGGUACUUCGCCGCCGGCGCCGUGGCCGUGCUCCCGCUCGACGCCUCGCGCGACCUGUCGCCGUUCGACGCCGACGGCCACGGCAGCCAUGUGGCUUCAAUUGCCGUGGGGAACCAUGGAGUGCCGGUGGUUGUCGGUGGCGCAAUGUAUGGCUUCGCCAGCGGAAUGGCACCACAUGCAAGAUUAGCUGUGUACAAGGCAAUGUACCCGGCAGGGGGGACUACCGCCGAUCUGAUUUCUGCCAUUGAUCAAGCAGUGCAAGACGAGGUGGACGUGCUGGUGUUGUCCAUCGGGCCAGGCGCGCCCCCACCGACCAAGGUCACCUUCCUCGGCAUGCUCGACGUGGCUCUCCUGUUCGCGAGGAGGGCCGGCGUGUUCGUGGCUCAGGCCGCCGGCAACGGCGGCCCGGCUCAGUCAUCCAUCGCCUCCUACAGCCCGUGGGUAACGGCCGUCGCCGCCGGCACCACUGGCCGAACCUACACGCCGUGGCUGGUCCUCGGCAACAACCGCCGGGUCCCAGGGCUCGGCCUCUCGGCACCCACUCCUGGCGGUGGCCUGCUACAGCACAGGCUUGUCGCCGCCGGAGAGGAUGAGGAAUGCCAGGACGCGGAGGCGCUGCGGAGGCGCGUUGGUGGGGUGGUGCACGGCAACGUCGUCCUCUGCUCGUUCUCGCGGGGAUUCUACGAGGGCAGGUCGACGGUGGCCGCCGUCAUCACCGUGGCGGAGGCGUUCGGGCUCGCCGGCUUUGUCCUUCUCGCCGAUGCUCGGUACGGUGACUUCGUCGCGCAGCCCAUCCCGUUCCCCAUCCCCGGCGUCAUGGUCCCCCGCGUCGCCGACGCCCAGGUGGUGUGGUCAUACUACGCAGAGUGCACGAUGUUCGGUGGUCUCGCCACGGCGGCGAUCACGGAAGGGAGAGCCGCGGCGUUCACAGACGCGGCGCCGGUGGUGGCGCAGUACUCGUCUCGGGGGCCGGACCUGGCCGACGCAGAGUCCACGCCCGCGGACGUGCUCAAGCCGGACGUGCUCGCGCCCGGCGACCAGAUAUGGGCGGCCUGGAGCGCGCUGAGCGCCAACGAGCCCAUGCUCGCCGGCAACCAUUUCGCGAUGAUCUCCGGCACCAGCAUGGCGGCACCGCACGUCGGUGGCGUCGCCGCUCUCAUCAAGCAGCGGCAUCCAUCGUGGGGGCCGUCGACCAUCGCCUCCGCGCUGUCGACCACCGCACUGAGGCAUGACAACCGCGGGAGACCCAUCAUGGCGGAGGGCUUCGAGCUUGGCAUGUCGCAGCCGGCGACACCAUUCGAUUGCGGCGCAGGGUUCAUCAACCCUGCCGGCGCAAUGGACCCCGGACUCGUUCUCGAGUCUGGGUUCAACGACUACAUCAGUUUCCUCUGCUCGUUGCCGCAGCUCAGCCCCGACGAUGUCCGAGGAGCCACCGGAGAGACAUGCCAGGCUGCACUUGAUUCUCCAGCGGACCUCAACCUGCCGACCAUCACUGUCUCUGCACUGCAAGGUUCUCUGACCAUGCGGCGCAGGGUGACGAAUGUGGCCAGCAACGCCGAGAGAUACCUCUGCUCCGCCCUACCGCCGGACGGGGUAGUCGUCGGCGUGCGGCCGGGGUGGUUCGACAUUGCUCCCGGAGAGACACAGGAGGUUGUGAUUGAGAUGAAUGUGAGCAGGGCGUCAGGGGCUUUCAGCUUCGGAGAGAUAGUCCUUACUGGCAGCCUAGAUCACCUGGUCAGGCUGCCUCUGGCAGUCCGAGCGCUUUCAACCACAUGA
Molecule: messenger RNA, 2478 nt
Organism: Aegilops tauschii subsp. strangulata
Lineage: Eukaryota; Viridiplantae; Streptophyta; Magnoliopsida; Poales; Poaceae
Product: subtilisin-like protease SBT2.4
Biological process (GO): proteolysis
Molecular function (GO): serine-type endopeptidase activity
Source: RefSeq, a predicted model, not a curated record